Messenger RNA from Exophiala spinifera, 3834 nucleotides. RefSeq lists its product as uncharacterized. The coding region runs from base 1 to 3834 and encodes 1277 amino acids. The transcript has a single exon. Lineage: Eukaryota; Fungi; Ascomycota; Eurotiomycetes; Chaetothyriales; Herpotrichiellaceae. Gene Ontology annotation, molecular function: calcium-activated cation channel activity. Gene Ontology annotation, cellular component: plasma membrane. The record is from RefSeq and is a predicted model, not a curated record.
AUGUCAUCCCUCAACUCAACCUUGUCCGACUUGGGUGGCAACUCCACCGCCAGCGAGUCCAGGACUGGACAGACUGCGAGCCAGUUCGCUGCCUCCUUAAUAACCUCCAUAGCCAUCUUCGCCAUUCAAGUGGCCCUCUUCCUCCUCAUUAAGGAUCGAUUUGCUCGCAUAUACCAGCCGAGAACAUACCUAGUGCCAGAAAGAGAGCGGACAAAACCAACACCACCAGGCUGGUGGAAGUGGAUCAAACCCGUCUUCGUCACCUCGAAUUCCGAAUUCGUGCAAAAAUGCGGUUUGGACGCGUACUUCUUCCUCCGUUACCUUCGCACACUGCUCAAGAUCUUCGUACCUGCGGCACUGGUCAUACUACCUAUCCUAGUUCCUCUGAAUGUAGUUGAUGGGAGGGGUGCACGGUUCGCGACAGGACGGCACGAGAAUUCCUCCAAUGUCACUGGUUUGGAUCAGCUUGCUUGGGGAAAUGUGGCUCCCGACCACACCGGACGUUACUGGGCGCAUUGGCUCCUUGCCUUGGCCCUCAUAGUCUGGGUCUGUUACGUUGCGUAUGACGAACUACGGUGCUACAUUCGGAUGCGACAAGCAUACCUGACAUCACCUCAACAUCGACUGCGGGCGUCUGCUACCACCGUUCUGGUGAGCUCGAUUCCCCAGAAAUGGUGCUCCGUUGAAGCACUUGACGGACUGUACGACGUGUUCCCGGGCGGUCUCAGAAACAUCUGGAUCAACAGGAAUUUUGAUGAAUUGAGCGCCAAGAUCAAACAAAGAGACCAGCUUGCUGCUACACUGGAAGCUGCUGAGACGGAUCUGAUCAAAAAAUGUUUCAAGAAGAACGAAGAAAACGUCAAGAAAGCCGAGAAGGAAUCUGGUAAAAAGCUUUCCAAACGAGAAAAGAAUCUUCGAACCACCAUCAGGGAUGAAGCUGGUGAUCAGGCUGCCCACGGUCACGGUGUCAGCUCCGGUAAUCCUCACCAAGUUAGCCACAAUCUCCGUGAUGCCCUCGAUGGUAACGAUGAGCGGUCCUUAUCGUCCAGCGACGAAGAAGAAACCGAAGACGAGGAGUUGAACCGCAAGAAACCCGCCCUACCAAUACCUGUGUUGGGCGAAAGCAUCACGGCGGUUACGCAUGGCUUAGAUACCAUUGGAAAUAGAAUUAUGGGUGGCAUUCGGGGCGUGAACAAAGGAGUCAAUGACACCAUCAACACUACGAAUGGAUUCGUGGCUUCAGGGACAGACCCGGGCCGAUCCUCUGGCGAAAAGUCGUCCGAGGAGCCAAAGAAACCCAACUUCGGUGACUAUGCGCGGAACGAUUUGCAUCAGCAAAAAUCGCAUGGUGCUCAUGACGCAUCAGUGUCAGGGCAGCUUCCACCUGAUAAUCGCGGACGAACAGUGGAAAGAGUCGGCAAAGGCGAGUUACCGUCCAGUCCGAUCUCCCAGUCUAGUACAAUGGGGGAUGAGAGGACCAAGCCUCACAAGCCGAUCGGCAAGUUCGAGAAGCUACUCAAGGCCGUGGGUCUAGGGUCAGAUGAAAAGGAACCAGUUGAUUAUCCAUCUGCUUUCGAACGGGACUUCGAACACGAUCCCGAUGACGCAGUUUGGCGACGAUAUCUGGAAGAAAAAGAUCGCGACACCAUGAGGUUACCAAUUUUCGGUUGGCAGUGGAUGCCUUCGCUACCCCUGGUGGGGGAAAAGGUCGACACCAUCCGCUACUGUCGCAAAGAAGUAGCGAGGCUCAACGUCGAGAUUGAAGAUGACCAGGCGCAUCCAGAACGAUUUCCGCUGAUGAAUUCUGCGUUCAUUCAAUUCAACCACCAGGUAGCGGCCCACAUGGCUUGUCAAACUGUCAGCCAUCACAUUCCAAAGCACAUGGCACCUCGUAUGGUUGAAAUUGAUCCCAACGAUGUCAUUUGGGACAACAUGUCUAUUCCAUGGUGGCAGCGCUAUGUUCGGACUAGCGGUAUUAUCACCAUCGUCACUGGGAUGAUCAUUCUUUGGGCUAUCCCAGUCGCCUUUACAUCCGCGCUCUCGCAGCUCGACGUCGCAGCGAAGUCUUGGUCUUGGCUCCACUGGGUGCUCAAGAUCCCUACAUGGUUCAGGAGUGUGAUUCAGGGUGUUCUUCCUCCCGCUCUUUUGGGUCUGCUGACCUUCCUGCUGCCUCUGAUCCUUCGAUUUCUUUGCAGGGUACAAGGAAUUCAGUCGGGGAUGUUGGUCGAACUCUCCGUGCAGCGCUACUACUUUGCAUUUCUUUUCGUCCAAUUGUUCUUGGUCGUGUCGAUCGCCUCUGCCUUGACACAGUUCUUCGCGCUCUUCACCAGCUUCGAUGGAUUCACGAAUAUCCCGACGCUACUAGGCACUAACAUUCCCAAAGCAAGCAACUACUUCUUCUCCUACAUGCUCCUGCAGGCACUGUCGGUGAGUGCGGGAGCUCUGGUGCAAGUUGGAUCACUUAUUGGGUGGUUUAUCCUAGCUCCUCUCUUUGACAGCACAGCUCGGGCCAAGUUCAAGCGGCAAACACAAUUGUCUGAUGUCCAGUGGGGUACUUUUUUCCCGGUGUACACGAACUUGGCCUGCAUCGGCUUGAUUUAUUCAGUAAUUGCGCCACUUAUCCUGGUUUUCAACAUCAUCACCUUCUCUCUUUUCUGGUUCGUAUACCGCUAUAACACCCUGUACGUGACGAGAUUUACUCGCGACACCGGUGGUCUUCUGUAUCCGAAUGCGAUCAAUACCACGUUUGUGGGUUUGUACGUGAUGGAGAUCGCUUUGAUUGGCAUGUUUUUCUUGGUCAGAGAUGCGGCCGGUAAUCUCGCCUGCGGAGGACAAGCAAUCGGGAUGAUUGUGAUCCUUAUCUUGACAGCAGGGUACCAGAUCCUUCUCAACGAAGCCUUCAGCCCAUUGUUUCGGUAUCUUCCUAUCACACUCGAAGACGAUGCAGUUCGAAGGGACCAGGAAUUUGCCAGAAUCAUGCGAAACAAGCAAGGACUGAUUGAAGAUGAAAACCAGGCCGAGACUCUUGAAGAGCAGCUGGAGCGUAAGGAGCGCCAGGAACGGGAAGAAGAUCGACAUGAGCAAGAGUACGAGCUUCAACGUAUCAAGGCGGACAGAGAAGCACGGCUUACGAGGCAAAGCACACAACAAUUGGAACUCAAACCCAGCGACUACCAGAAUCCCGAAAUUGUUUUGAGCCUGGACCAGGAGAGUAGAGGCGUUCGCAUGGCCAAAGCUGUAACUCACAAGGCGACCAAUACCACCAAGUAUCUGGUGUCACGGAAUCUGUCAACCAAGGAAAAGCGCAAAUCAUGGGCUGAUCGAAACAAUGCUUCGAAUCGACGAGCAUCGAACUUUGGUGGCGAGUUGGAUUCUCGUUCGCAGAGUCGGAGCCGAGCCCCAUCAGAAGGACCGUACGAUCAUAAACCCCACAAACGCCGCGUGUCGCCUCCUCGAGACGUUUUGAACAAGUUGAACAAUUUCAACCCAAUCACUGGAAACGAAAAGGACAUCGAAGCGCAGCAAGCUGCACGGAAUGAACUCGCCAAUGCACUGUUUGCGGGCGUGAGUGACGAACUGGAAGAUUUGACCCCGGAGGAGCGUGAUCGCCUGGUUCAGAGAGCUUUCCAACACAGUGCACUUCGUGCGAGACGGCCUGUGAUCUGGAUCCCACGCGAUGAACUCGGUGUUAGUGACGACGAAGUACAUCGCAUGGGACGCUUCAGUUCUCACAUCUGGGUCAGCAAUGUGAGACAGGGACUUGAUUCUAAGGGCCGGUGCGUGUACAGCGGAGCACCACCUGAUUUCAGCGAGGUCGACCUCAUUCAGUUGUAA